Dimorphilus gyrociliatus is the source of this 1416-nucleotide messenger RNA. The record is from the annotation of a GenBank genome assembly. Lineage: Eukaryota; Metazoa; Annelida; Polychaeta; Dinophilidae.
CAGUUAUAUUUGAUACUUUUUAAGAGAUUAAUCAUGAAAACCUGGAUUAUUAUAUUUUGUUGCAUUGCAGUUGCCAAUUGUCAAUGUCCAGCAGAUGCUAUCAAGAAAUUUUCUGAAUGUUAUAGACAACUUUGGCCAGUUGAUCCAUCUAGAAAUGUUGCUCCAAUUAUAGGCGGUGCAAAUAGGGAAUUUGCAAGUGGAAUGUGCAGAGAUGAAAAUUUUCGUAAGGCUAUUGAAUGUAUUGUAGAAUUGCAAAAGAAAUGUACAGAAGACGAAAAAGUGAAAUUUCUCCUUGGAAAUGUAUUUAAUAAUCAUACAUUUGAAAGUGGAAUGAAUUAUUUCUGUUCGGAAGUUGAUGUUUAUAACCAACACGCCGAUUGCAUAUAUAGAUAUACCCGAGACGAAUUACUGAAUUGUUUCUUAUAUAGUUUAUAUAAUGAAAUUGAGAAUAUUUUUUCGAAAUGGAACGAAUUAUCUAAAGAAGAGAUUGCCUCUAGGGUUUGCGCAGCUAGAGAAAAUAGGGACAUUUGUCAAGAUGCGGCCAUGAAACGAAGUCCUUGUUCACAAGCAUUUUCAAGCAUAGUCAAGGAAACUGUUAAAAGAAUGAAGACUGACUUUUGUAAAAAAGUUAUUAUACCAUCAUUUCCACCAUUUCCCACACCUAAUCCGGGAUGUCCAUCAAAUAGCUUGGCAAACGCUUUUAGAUGUUUCCAAGAAGUUUUACCUGGUCCUGGAAGCGUUGUGGUGCCAAUACUGGGAGGUGGAAAUGCUUAUUAUGUAGAUACCAUGUGCAGGGAUAAAAGAUGGGAAAAUGCUGCCAUCUGCUUUGAGCAAAUUAUGGAAAAUUGCGUAGCAGAUGAGAAAUUAAGUCAAGUUUUCAAAAUGUACUUCAACAAAGAUAACUUUCAUAACAGUUUAAUAGGAUUUUGUAAAGAUAGUGAAGAGUAUAAGAAGCAUACGAAAUGCUAUCAACAACAAAGACAACCCCUUUAUCAAUGUUUACAGAAACAAGGCAUUGACUUUUUACAGCUCCAACAAGAUUACGACAACUUGAGUGUUAAGGGAGUUGUAGAGAGAAUAUGCAAAAUUCAAGAGGAGAAAAUAGCUUGUCAAGAUAGACCAAUCAAAUCUAAUUGUGGUAAGAAGGCAAGCGAUGUUGUAACGAAACCAUCAUAUAAAAUGAAUGGUCCAAGUUGUCCUCGAGGUGGUUCGGAGAAAGGUAUAACAAACAUGUUUCUCCUAUGUUCUUCACUCCUUUUGACUUUUAAACUAUUGCUAAUUUAAUAAUUUAAAAAAAAAUAAGGAGAAAAGGACAAUCAUUCUUCUGAUUUGAAAGAGACAAAAUAUUCUUGUAUUUAUCACAUUACUAAUCUUUUAUCUAAGUAUUUUAUCAUAAAAAAUUUAAAUGUUUCAUAA